GGUUAUAGCUGUAUAGAUGGGUUUAUACUUAUUAGAUGAUUUGUGCUUUCGCAGACGCAGAUAAAUAAGGGAAUGGAAACAGAAUAUAGAUACAGAUUGUGGUCUCGUGUUUCUUGCAGUUCCUAGUCGUUGUGACUAUAACGGGCGCUCCGUGAGUCAGCCCAGCAGCCCGGACGUAUGGAGCACAGUCAGCACCGGCAGCCCGUUCGGUCCAGACCGACCAUGCGUUCAGCCGAGCUGCACUGACACUGACAGCGAUUCCGAGGACGACAGCGCGGCACCCGGCACUAAACGAUGACAGUCAUGGUCGUCGUUGUUAUACCCCUCCACCUUGCUGAAAGGAAGAGAUCUGUUUUACUCUAAAUAUAUAAUGCCCAAAUAACCAUAUUCUGUUUAACUUUAAAAUUUGUUUAAACUAAAUUCAGCGAAACAUAUUUUGACAUGACAAGAGAAUAAACACUAACGUGCAAGCCUCGCGGUAUUUGAGUGAAUUCCCGCGAGAGUUUGCGGAUUUCGGAGAGCGAAGAGGGCGAAAUGGAGAUAUGAGGUCUGAAAAGGAGCAGAGGACAGGAAGCAGGGAGAGAGGCAGCGUCGAGAUCCAGUUCAGGGACUGUCAGAGGGAGCAGGACAACGUCGCGGUGAACCCGAAGCACAAGGAGGAGAAAAAGGAGACCUUCAGCAAGGUUGUCAUACGCCGACUGCCACCCAGUUUAUCAAAAGACCAGCUCGAGGAGCAUCUGAGUCCUCUUCCAUCUUUUGACUAUUUUGAGUUCUUCCCCGCUGAUCAGAGCUUAUACCCACAUCUCUUUUCAAGAGCAUACAUCAACUUCAAAAACCCAGAGGAUAUCAUUAUUUUCAGAGAUCGCUUUGAUGGCUAUGUAUUCAUUGAUAAUAAAGGCCAAGAGUAUCCAGCUGUUGUAGAAUUUGCUCCAUUUCAGAAAGUUUCAAAGAAAAAGUUAAAGAAGAAAGAUGCUAAAGCAGGAACUAUUGAAGAAGACCCAGAAUACAGGCGAUUUCUGGAAAAUUACUCUUGUGAUGAGGAGAAAUCAAUGGCCAAUCCAGAAACACUAUUGGGAGAGAUUGAAGCUAAAACCCGAGAACUCAUAGCCAAAAGGACAACACCCUUGCUGGAAUACAUUAAAAACAAGAAAUUAGAGAAACAGAGAAUAAGAGAGGAGAAAAGAGAGGAGAGGCGAAGGAGGGAACUGGAAAAGAAGCGACAGAGGGAAGAGGAGAAGAGGAAGCGCAGAGAAGAGGAGAGACGAAAGCGGAAGGAGGCUGAAAAGCAGAAGAAGCUUUCUGAAAAGGAGAUAAAGAUCAAGCUUUUGAAGAAGUGUGAUCGAGACGAUGACAUGGACUCAGACAGACUGAAAGAUAAAGCAGACAGUGGAGAGAUAGAGAAGAACAGAUGGGAAAAGCCAGCAGGACACACUAAGUCAAAGGAUUCCAAGGAUAAUAGGAGUCAAAUUGAGAGUGACAAGGAGCAGCGGGAAGGUCACGGCCGUCGCCAGAGGGACAAAGAGCAUCGCGGCAGAGAUGAGGAGCGCAAACGACAGAGGCAUCACUACGAGUUUGACAAGUUUAUGCGACGCAAGGAGGAGACCAAAUGGGGUAAAGGCUACUGCCAGGACAGAGCCAAGAAAGACCAACAUCAUGGCUAUUCUUACUGCCCAGAGACUGGAGACAAACUGGGAAAAGAGGAACGAGAGGACAUGGGCAGCAGGAAAGAACGGAUUCGCAAUAAGUCUGUGUUAGUGCAUCAGGAGAAAAGGACUUCCCAGUCUGAGGGGCCAGACCAGAUAGGAGGGGCUCAGCCAGCAAAGGACCGACCAGCAAUGCAGCUGUACCAACCUGGUGCUAGAAACCGCAAGCGAAUGGGCUCUGGGAACAAGACGUUUGACUUCCCACCAAUCUCUCCCGAACACGGAGGAGAACACUGCUACAAGACGGUCAUUGGUGCAGGCUCAGAGAAGAGUGCUGACGAGUAAAAAAAAAAAAAACACGACAGGAAGAAGUCUAUUUUUAGAAGCAAGGGUCAUGCCAGAAUAGAAAGAACACUCGAGAUCAACCUUGUUUUCUGUCUUGUUUAGUCAAUGUGUGAGUAUAGUACAUUGAAUUCCCUACUUAAUAUUUUACACACAAAGUCAACAGUGUCAUAAAUUUAAAAUGAUCGGCUUCUGUAUGCUUAUCAAGGAUUCACACCACUUUAUUGAGAAAAA
Sinocyclocheilus grahami is the source of this 2219-nucleotide messenger RNA. RefSeq names its product UPF3A regulator of nonsense mediated mRNA decay. Gene Ontology annotation, molecular function: telomeric repeat DNA binding. The record is from RefSeq and is a predicted model, not a curated record. Gene Ontology annotation, biological process: nuclear-transcribed mRNA catabolic process, nonsense-mediated decay; positive regulation of translation. NCBI's taxonomy places the organism in Eukaryota, Metazoa, Chordata, Actinopteri, Cypriniformes, Cyprinidae. The transcript is spliced from 11 exons. Bases 543 to 1988 code for a protein of 481 amino acids. Gene Ontology annotation, cellular component: nucleolus; cytoplasm.